CGACACACGUGCGUAAAAUGCAUGCGUGACUAAAAGGAGGGAAAAGCAAAAUACAACACAAAGUAAAGAACACAGGAGGUAGAGGGAACCAACAAAAGGAAGUAAAGAAGAGCCAAAAGAAGAAGUCGAGGCACUAGAAUAAGAAUAAGAAUAAGAAUAUGAAGGAGGAGGAGGAGGAGGAGGAGGAGGAGUAAAAUGAGAAUAAAAAAAUGAGGGAUUCCGUUCUCUUCCUCGCGCCUUCCUUCUCGCUUUAACUUCUUCCCCGGGUCCUGACUUUAUCUUAUAGCGUCUCCUCGUCCCCUCCGAGAGUCCUCGUCCCUCCCCACAUGGCUUUGUCCGCGGCACCGUCGUCUUGGCUCUCCCUCCUCGUGUAGUUCUUCCUCCCCUAUCUUUUCAAAAAUAUAACGUGUCCUGAGACUUUUUAGGAUCAGUACGAUCGCAGACGCUUGGGGAGGCGGUAAUCCCGCUUCACCCGCGUUCGACGCGCCUUCCUUUAUUUUAUCACACAUCACCUUUCGUAGUUUACACCAUUUAUCACCACCUCUGCCAUCACUGUUGUCAAUAUCAUUAUUACCAUUAUUAUUAAUAUUAUUUAUAUAGUACAUAUUUUUAACCUGUAAUACUGUUAUUGUUAUUAAUAGUUUCCCUUUCUUCCCGCCUGUACAAUAAAUAAAAGUCCGCCUGUCACCCAAUUGCACAGUUUUUCUUACGACUCAAUCAAGUCUACAUGUGUGUCGUGUCUAAUUGCCACUACUCUCCACUGGGAGAUACGAUAUCUUGGACACACGGUUUACUGCGCUUGACCUUCUCAUUAAAUCACAGAAAAAUCAACAUGAUGGUAUUACUUGAAAUAAUUACUGGUGUUCUGGCGGCAAUUUGGGAGUUUGCCAUGAGCUACCUGCUCUAUUGGGUAUUUUCUAAAGGGAAGAUUCCCGGGCCGCUUUCAGUCCCGGUUCUCGGGACCAGGUGGAUUUUUUGGUGGUUCGGCGGCUAUCAGAUAGACAAAGUCCACGAUGCAUACAAAGACCUGAAUCGAAGGUACGGUCCAGUGUGCAAGGAGGAAGCGCUCUGGAAUCAUCCAGUUAUAUCAGUAUUUUCACGGAAUGACAUUGAGAUGGUGAUGCGACGGAGCUCGCGAUUUCCUCUGCGUCCACCUCAGGAGGUCAUAUCAUCUUACCGACGGUCCCGCCAAGAUCGUUAUACCAAUCUCGGCCUUGUCAACGAGCAAGGAGAGACAUGGCACAAAUUGCGCGAAGCUCUUACGCCAGAGCUCAUGGGAGCCAGCACAGUCCUCGGAUUUUUUCCUGCCCUCAAUCAAGUCUCCGACGAACUUAUUCAACUUAUAAAGCAUCUUAGGACCGGAAGCACUAUCAGCUCCUUCGAAGAUAUCGCUUACAAAGUUGGUCUUGAAAGUACGUGUACGUUAAUUCUCGGAAGGCAUUUAGGAUUUUUAAAGCCCAAUUCUUGUUCUCUGACCUCGAGAUUGGCCAAAGCCGUGAGAAUCCAUUUUACUGCUUCUCGCGAUGCAUUUUACGGAUUGCCGCUUUGGAAAAUAUUACCCACUACCGCUUACAGACAAUUAAUAGAAAGCGAGGAUGAAAUUUACAGUAUAAUAUCUGAACUACUGGACACAACAAUACGGGAGCAGAAUGAAAAUGCCCGAGACGAGCCAGUGGAAGCUGUUUUUCAGUCUAUUUUAAAAGAUAAAAAUUUAAAUAUCAAAGACAAAAGAGCCGCUAUAAUAGAUUUCAUAGCCGCUGGAAUUCACACGCUAGGCAAUACUCUAGUAUUUAUUUUCCACUUAAUUGGAAGCAACUCAAAGGUCCAGCAGGAGCUUUACGAAGAAGUUAUAAACCUGGCUCCAGCGGGCUGCAAUAUCGCGGCUGAAGAUCUCAGCACUGCUAAAUAUUUACGUGCAUGUAUCACUGAAGCCUUUCGGGUAAUCCCCACGACACCUUGUGUCGCAAGAAUUUUAGACGAACCAAUUAACCUGUCUGGCUACAAAGUAGACGCGGGUUCUGUUGUCCUUUUGCACACGUGGAUAGCAGGUUUGGAGGACUCCAACUUCAAGAAUGCCAAGGAGUGGGUGCCCGAGAGAUGGCUCAAGCCGACUGCACCCCAUAGUCCGCUUCUGGUGGCUCCUUUUGGAUUCGGACGUAGAAUUUGCCCGGGGAAGCGAUUCGUCGAGAAAGCGCUGCAGCUUAUCGUCGCUAAAGUCGUACGCGAAUACGAAAUAGUCGCUAAAGAUGAGUUGCAACUGCAAUUCGAGUACAUUCUCGCUCCCAAGGGACCCGUUUCCCUGCACUUCAAAGACCGCCAAAAUGACCUGUAAUUACUGACAGACUGCACCGAUAUUUUUAGUUAUUAAUAACUCAUUUCAUUACUUUUCUUUUUAUCUGGACAUUAUCGUUAGCUAUGUACAUUUUUUUAUAGAAAUUUUCAAAAGGUACUCGCAUUAUUUCAUUUAGAUAACUAUUUAUUGUUAAUCAACUCCAUUGUUGUUGUAUUUACAUUUUCACACUCGCCAAUAAAUCAUUUAAAUAAAUUAAAUCAUUGCAUGUAUAGACACUCCAUAAGCUAGAGAUUUAUUGACAUUUUAAAUCUUUAUCGCAUUUAAUGCGCAGAGAAAAAAUUAUGGGAUCCACUUCCAUGGAAACUGAGAAAAGUUCAAAUUAUUUUCAAAAUUUUGUACAUUUUCCCAGAGCGGACCCUUUUACGACCGUAAAAAUAAAUUUUGUGAUUCUUACCUUAGACUGGAAAUUUUUUGAAAAUGUUUAAAACAAAAAUUACUCGAAAUUGUACAGUAAAAAAAUCUAGAUUGCAUUUAAAUUUUUACCAUGUGCUAAGUAAUUAUGGUACUUAAUAUACAUGUAAUUGCGCAGUAAAUUUUGUAAAGGAUUUGGUGAAAAAUUCCCGCUUACUAACUAGCGGCUUCAAUUUUUAAAUUUAGCAAAAUUCGAAUUUUCAUGAGGAAACUCAUACGAAAAAAAUAUAUAUCCGGGCAAAUCUGCAUAUAUGAGACAUAUUUAUAUAUAUAUUGCAUAUAUGCGACAUAUUCCAGAUUUGCCUGGAUAUAUAUUUUUUUCGUAUAGGAAUUUUUUUUCCUGCACUAAAAAAAAGAAAUAAUUUAUUCGAACAAAUUUUUUUGAUAGUAAAAUUUACUUACAACUACAAUUUAUUUUUUUUUAUAAAACGAAUUCGAAAGUAGAAAUCGGCUCUUACUGAAUUAAAAAAUUGGGCAGAUCCAAACUUUCAAUAUUUUUUUUAUAAAAAAUUCUCUACAUGUCACUAGCAUAUAAAUUAUAUAUAAAUGAUUCCCAUAUGAAUAAAAAAACAAUUUCAUAAAAUAAUGAUAAGUUCCUACAACACAAUGGGAAUUUAUAUAACAAAUAUAUAACAAACAUAUCUUGUUCUCAUAUAUUGAGAAGCUGCUUCUCAUAAACAGUAACAGAAAUUCCUCUAAUUAUUUCUCUGCGCAGACCAAAAUCACAUAAAACGAAUAAUGCACAAUAGUUAGAUAAAUAAGAUACAUACAUAUAUAUAUAUUGGCGAGUCAUAAAUAUAUAAAGAAUUUAUUCACAAAUUGCCUAAUAAUGUAAUAAUGUUAUUAUUGUUGCUCAAGUGGUUAAAGACUGAAAUCAAUCCUUUUUGUAAAUGUAAAUCCAUUUUGUCUCAUCAAAAAAAUUAAUUUAUUAACUAACCGAUCGAUUUAUCGAUUAGUAAACUGAUAAAUUAAUUAAUUAAUUAGUCAUGCGCUCGUGCAUCACCGACUCGUAGAAGGUAUUUAAUAGAUAAUAAUUGUUUCAUUGUCAGUAUAAAAAAUUACAUGUCCAAAAACAUGUACACUAAACAAUGAUCUUCAAAAUAUGUAUUUACGUUUAAAGUAAAUAUGUACUAGUACCUUAUCUGCUAAAAUAUAUGUACUCAUAGAUAAUAUUAAAGUAAAUUUUUGUAAAUACGAAAAUUUAUGUACAUACAUCAAUAUUUGUACAACAUAAAGGAUUAUAUAUAUAUAUAUAUAUGUAUUAGAGGUGUGCGAAUCGCGUUCGAAUCGAAUAAUUUGAAAGUUUUCGAAUUAUUCAAAAGUUUUAAAAUUAUUUGUAAUUUUAAAAAUUUCUCGAUUCGAAUCAGAUUUCAAUUAUUCAAUUUUUAAUUAAGGGGGGAAAGGGGUCUGAGACACAAAAAAAAGAAUUAAAAUUCUCAAAAUUUGUGACAUUAUCAAUUAUCAUUCCAAGAAUAUUCUGCUAAAUUUUCAUUAAAAAAUAUUGAAAAAUAAGCCAGUGGUAGUGGGGAGAGACGAGUCACCUUAAAAAAAAGUCUUCAUGCGGUAGGCAGGAUAACUCAUGACUGCCUCAUCUGAACUGAAAAAACCAAAAAGAUUUCUGUAAUACAUAAGUUUAUCUUGGAUUUGAACGAAGGAAUAAACAAAAUAUUCAUUUUUGAAUUUUUGGUAAAGGCACAAUCGAAAAACUCUGAUUUUUGCCAAAAAUUCUUCUUUUUGUUUAAUUAAAAAAUAAGUAGUUAUUGAAAAAAAAAUCCUUCGUUCAAAUCCAAGAUAAACUUAUGUACUAAAGAAAUCUCUUUAGUUUUUUUAUUUCAGAUGAGCAGUCAUGAGUUAUGCUGCCUACGGCAUAGAGACUUUUUUCCGGUGACUCGUCUCUCCCCACUACCACUGGCUUAUUUUUCAAUAUUUUUUUAUGAAAAUUUAGCAGGACAUUCUUGGAAUGAUGUUUAACGAUGUCACAAAUUUUGAGAAUUUUAAUACAGAGGGUACUCUAAAAAAAAAAAUCACAAAAAUAUCCUCUUUUUUUUGUAUCUCAACCCUGCGUCCCCCUUAACUUUUAAAGAAACUGUAAAAAUAAUUUUUCGUAAAUUCGUAUCUGCGAUCUAUUUACCUUUGAUUCAAAUUUCCAUUAUUGGAAAAAAAAUUACAAUGUCAAGUCGUUAAAAAUAAAAUUUUGUAAUCAUUCGUAUACUUUUUAAUAAUUCGAGAAUUUACAAAUACUUUGAAAACUUUCAAAAAAUUUGAAUUAUCCCAAUCGAAUAGUUCGAUUCGAUUCGAUACAAAUAAUUCGUAUAAGUUCAAAUUAUUCGCACACCCCCAAUAAACAUAUAUAUGUUACAAAUGUAAUGUAAAGUGUUUUAAAAAUAAAAAACACUUGAUUUAAAAUAAAAAUAAUAAA
Messenger RNA from Microplitis mediator, 5183 nucleotides. It is a transcript of the gene shd, whose product is annotated as ecdysone 20-monooxygenase. The coding region runs from base 728 to 2332 and encodes 534 amino acids. Gene Ontology annotation, molecular function: monooxygenase activity; iron ion binding; oxidoreductase activity, acting on paired donors, with incorporation or reduction of molecular oxygen. Lineage: Eukaryota; Metazoa; Arthropoda; Insecta; Hymenoptera; Braconidae. The record is from RefSeq and is a predicted model, not a curated record. The transcript is spliced from 10 exons.